AUGUUUGAAAACUCAAAAAAUGACCAAUCAAAUGAUGAUCCUACAAAAAAUGUGCGAAAAAGAAUCAAGUUGAUGUCUUCUGAGGAGAAAAAAGAAUACAAUCGUAUUAAAAAACAAAAAGAAAGAAAAACAGGUAGAUACUUUCAAUCCAAACUUUUUCACAAUUCAAAUAUUUUUAGAAAAACAACAGAGUGCAAUUUCUCGAAUGUUUGGAGCAAAUACAAAAUUUAAUGAAUUGUCUCCAAGUCAGAAAACAUUUUAUAAGAAAACAAUGAAACGGGAAAGGGAAUCUGAAAAUUACGGUAAUCUGAAAAAAUAAUUGUCAAAUGUGCUUUUUCACUUUAUAGAGCCAAAAUUGUCAAAAAAACCAAAAACUUCAACAAUUGGAGAAAAAGAAAACAUUCUGGAGGAAGAACGAGACAAACAGCCUGAAUCACGAGAAUCUUCAGAUGAACAUUUGGAACAAUCAAUGAAAAUUGUUCAAAAUUUUAAUGAAAGUGAGAACGGAACUGUACCUGAUUUUAUUGGCUCAAAGAGUAGGUUCUUCAAAAAAUAUAUUGAAUCAAUGUCUUUUUUAGACAAAAAUGUUUUGGUUCGAUUCAGUCAGAUUAAUUUGUUUGAUACGGAAGUUGAUACUGUUAUUAUUCCAUAUUUCCAAGAUCCUGAUGUUUCUAAAAUUCCAAAAGGUUUUUUUUUUCAAAAUAGUUCCAUUUUUGAGAUAUAACAUUUUAGGUUCGAUUCAUCAACAGUUCAAAAAAUUAAUUGAGACUGAUGAAGAUUUCCCAACUAUCAAUUUACCAUCAAAUUUUAAUAAUUUUGAGUUUCAAGUUUUGUCAUCGUCAACUAUGGAAUUUUGUGUGAAUAACAGUAAGUUUUUAGAAUAUCUAAUGAAACAAUUCAUGAGUGAUUCAGAUUUUAUGUUGGUUCGAUCUCCUGUCGCAUGUGAGAAAAAAGGAUUUACGAUUUCAACUGAAACUGAAUUAAAGGCAACAUAUUUUCGAAUUUUACAUCAAUGUGAUUCACAUGAAAUAAAAUCUGUGGUAAUAACAAUUAUAUGUAUCUAUUAAAAAAUCAUUUUUACAGAGCAUUCCUCUACUUGGUACUGGAUUUGGGAAAAUUGAUAGCAAAAGAUCAUUGAUCAUAGGUUUACAAGCGGUAUUUGCAUAUUUCUCCUCAGUUCAACAAUCGGUUAGCAUUCAAAAUAUAUAAUUUUGCUAAUUUGGUUUUUUUUUUCAGAAUAUUGAACUUGUUUACUUUUGCGUGCGGAACAAAAAGAAGUAUUUUCAACUGGGUGAAGUGUUACUGUACAAUAGAGAAUUUGAUUUGAGUAAAAAUAGUCCAGCCGAAUGUUUGAAAUUUAUAGACACAUUUAUGAGGAAUAUAAAAACAAAAGGAUCUUAUAUGAAAUUUCCGGGUACCCAAUUACGCUUACGGACUUUCAAGUCAACAUUCACUCUCAAUCAAAUGCGUAUAUCGAGGUUAGACUCAAUUCCAGAAAAUUUUAUUCAAAAUUUGUUUUUCAGAAAAAUUUCGAAGACAGUUGAGAAGUUAACCGAAAUGAAAGGAAAACGUCUUGAAAAUGUUAUUGGAGUCACUGAUAACAUAGGUAUUUCAUUCAAAUGAAACUUUCAAUCAAGUUAACACACUGAAUAUUUUAGAUCACUCUAUUUUCGAAACACAUCCUGUCACAAUUAAUCAUUCACAACUUGAUAUAACUCCAAGCACUUCGGAGUUAAUAUCAGAACUUGUUCCUAUACCAAUCAAAUGCUUGAAAUAUGAAAAUUUCCGUCAAGUGUGGAUUUUAUCAAGAUACUACUGCUUCUAUUCAGGAUCAGAACCUGGAGAAAAUCUUUCAUCAUACUCCGCACAAAGAAAGAAAUGGUUUUUGAAACUCAAAGAUAGUCAUCUGGAAUGGGUCAAAAAUUAUUAUGAAAUCAAAUUUUGUGAGACAAAUUCAGUUUUUUUUUCAUAAGUUUAUUUUUUUUUAGCAAACAACAAACGAUGUUCUUGUGGUGACGAUGGGCACAAUAAUUUUCAAGUAUUUGGUAUGAAAAUUUUGAAUAAUGAAACUGAUUUCAUUUUUUCAGGCACAAGAAUGAGUCACUAUGAUAAAAUAAUGGAAGAAUGGUUUUUGAAGAAUAAAUCGCUGUAUUUUGUUGAGGGACAGGAUGGAAUUAGAUUUUUGGUUGCACCUAAAACUAAUUGUAAACAAGUUGAAGUAUUUGAUAAUACUAAAGAAGCGAUAGAAAUGGUUAGAAAUUAAUUGAAAUUUAGAAAAAAAACAAUUAUUCAGAAAAAUCGAAAAAUUCUGAAUGAUGAAUUCAAUUGUCACGAGUUUAUUUUGAAUGAGAAUGACUCUAUACUCAAAUUUAUGGAAGAUGCAGAAAUUUCAACAAUUUCAACAAUGGUUGAAUCUGUUGAAUUUGAAAGUAAGUUUGAAACUGGAUUUCGAAAGAAAAUUAUGGAUUUCAGCCACAGGUUUGGGAUCUAAAGAAAACAGUCAGGAAAAUCCACACGAAAAACAGAUGGAAAGAAGUAAACUGGAGAAAUUCAAGGAACAUAUUUCAAAUAGUUUUCAGAGAGAAGUUCAAAUGAGAAAUCGUUAGUUGUGAGCCUUUAACUUGUAAUUCAUUCAUGUUCAGGAAUGUAUGCGAAGGAAUAUUUUGGUCUGGCGUUUUUGGAAAAACACGCACCAAAUACAAUUAUACAAUAUCUCCUCGAAGAAGUUGAUGAUACAAGUAUUGAUCAAGAAAUGAUUGGAGAUAUUUCGUAUGUUUGGCAGUCAAUUAGUGAAGGGAAUUAUUCCGAACCAGGUUGGUUUGAACGUUUUUUUCGAACUACUUUUUGUUUAUCAGAGUUCGAACUUUGGCCAUUGUUUAAUCUUGGUCCUCGUGACAGUUUAUGUUCAUACUGUGGGUCUUAUGGUUUUCGAAAUGAGAAGAAUAGGAAGUGUUGUUUGAAUGGUGCAAUUUGGAUUCCGCCAUUCAAGAAAUUGCCAGAAGUUAUUACAAAACUGUAUGAAAAUCGGAACUAUAGGUCUAUUAUUAUUAACGUUGGUUUUCUUAAUUUUUUGAAAUUUUAACAACAAUCAAAAUUCAAGAUAAAUGCAGUUCAUGCGAUGGCAUCAACUGUUUACAAUAGAGAAGUUCAGGAACUUCAUGGUGUGCAAUCAAUAAAAGUAAAAGGUCAAAUAAAUUUAAUGGCUUCCGCAUUGAUAGCUAAUAAUCCCGAAAAACCAGCUUUCGGUAAUUUCAUUGUUCUAAACGCGACUGAUGAAAGAGUAGCUGAAAAACGGCUUCAAACUUUGUUCAAACAAUACAAAGGACUCAAAGAAGUUAGUUCAACAACUCAUUUUAAUAAUGAAAGAGUUUAAUUUAGAUUUUUGUCGAGUUGAAGAGAUACAUGGACAAAAAUAAUCAGUUUGUUCAUUUGUUCAAAUCAAUGAUGGAACUAUUGGAACAAGCAGAUCGAAGAGGCGAAAACUGGGAAAAACUGAACUUCAGAAUUGUUCACACUGAUGAGAUCAAAAAAUUUGAUCUUGAACAACACAAAGGUGUUUAUGCGGAUCCGUCACGAAUGAAUGAUGAUUUUGUAUCAGUGGCGUUUUCUAUGGACCAUGAUAUGAAUAUCAAACCAAGGGGAAUGACAAUUUAUGCAAAAAAUCCUAAAGUUUGAUUUGGAUCAUUUCUAAAAAUAAACACAUUUUUUGCAGGGUUUCGAACAAUUACCGCUUUCGAUUUAUGAUGAAAAGGCUCCGCCAAUGGCUUAUCCAUUACAUUUUCCUAAUGGAGAAACUGGUUUCACAUUGAAAAAGUACAAAAGAUUUGACAAAAAAGAAAUCAUGCUUUUUGAAGAUCGAAUUAAGUUGGAAAUUGAGAAUGUUAGUUUGGAUGUGCAAUAUUCUUGAAAAAUUAUGAUAAAAUUGAUGCAUCAUCAAUUUAUUCGAAAAUUAUGCCGCAGUUUUCUUGAAUAAAUUUUGAUUUUCAGAUUGAAUCAAGAGGGGAGAAUCCUGAACAUUACUUCGAUGGACAAACUGGAACAAACAAUAUUCCCAUUGUAACAAAUACAUCUGAUAUUCCAGAAAACUGUAAUGAUGAUAUUGAAAGUGAUUUUGAAUCGGAAAACGAAGAAUGGUAGUUAAAAUUCAGGAAAUAAUUAUUUCAAAAUUUUUAUUUCAGUUCCAAUGAAGCCGAUGUGCUGGAAAACAUAGAUUUAGAUGAUUUGCAAAAUGUUAGUUUUUUGAAAAAUAUGAAUUAGAAAACAAAAAACAAUUUAGGAACAAAGAUCAUUUGGGAAACGUCCGAAAGUGAUAUUUGUAGAGCGAGAUGGAGAAAUGUAUCCAGUUAGAAACGGAGAUGAAAUUAUUCCUUUUGUUUCGGAUUCAGAUAGAUCACCCGAUGUUGAAGUAGGCACCAAAAAAAUACAAAUCUCAAAAAAUAUUGAUUUUAGAUUGUUGAUGAACACGAAUUCUUGAAUGAUGAGGAGUUGGAUAAACUUCAAGAAAACAAUUGCGAGUUUGAAGAACAUGUAAUUCAAACAAAUGAAAAUUAUGAAGAGUCGAAUGAGGAAUUAGAUGAAUUUGAACAUGUUGCGUUAGAUGAUUUUGAUGAUUCCGAGAUAACAGCUGAAAAUCGUGGUAAUGGUGGAGUUCGAGUUAUGAACGUAAGAUAAAACUCCGCUUGAAGUUCCAAAUUUUUUCUUCAGAAAGGGAAAAGAAAGUUUGUAAGCGCAGCCGAAUAUUAUUCAUUUAUUUUCAAAAAUCGAAAACAUGUCCCAUGUCGAUUUUUGGGAAUUUCUGGAAAGUUAGGACAACUUUUCGUGAUUGAUGCAUUCUCCAAAGUUCAACAGAUGCGUAUGGAUGCGAUAACAAGACAUAGAGCCAUGUUCCAGAGAUCAACUAAGAAAUCAACAAUGUGGAAGUACUUGAACAAAAAGAUGAGAAAGUAUUUCAAAAAUGAGCUCGGAAAAGGAGAAGAAGUAAUUACCGAAAAACUUCAAAUCUGGAAAUCAACCAACAAACAGCAAUUCGAGUCCUCCGACAAAAUAUUCUACUCGAACCUUGAAGAAUUUGACGAUCACAUGCCAAUUCUAAAGAAAAUCGCGAAGAUCAAUAACCAAAAACAAAUUACAAAAAGACUGACAAUGGAUGGCGAUAUUAUUACCGAAAGUCUAGAAUUUGCCGAAAAGACAGCAGCCGAAACAACUCGAACAAUCAAGGGUAUGGUUCACAAAACCACUGCCGCUAUAAAAGCCGGAAUUGAAGAAACAUGGUGGAAUCUGAAAGCUUUUGUCUUAUGGAUCAUUUUGCCAAUUGUAGCCGGAACAUUCUCCCUUAUCAUUUGUUGCCAACUAUUAAAAUGCUAUUGCACAGGAAUGGCCGCAAGAAGAGCUGCAAAAUCCGCAAAAGAAAGUUUCUUCAAUCAUGCAGCCUCAAAACUGCUCCAAAUCAAUCAAAUCGAACCAAGUCAAGAAUUGACUCUCGAAGAAGCAUAUCCAAUGCCAGACUUGCCAGAAAUAAAUAACAUUGACGACGACAUCAACAACGUCGACAACAAAACAGGCAAGCUUCCGUUUUUAAGGAUCAGAAUGAAUGGAAAAAGAAUGAAAUGCCUGUUAGACAGUGGAAGUUGCUUAUCACUUAUAUCAAAAUCUAGACUCGAAGAAAUUGGUGGACAAUUGAAAAAUGAUAUCAAAGAAACAGCUAGAGCCGCCAAUUCAACAUUGAUACAAUUUUGCGGUCAGACCGAUCUCAAAAUAACCGUGGACGGGAUUUCAUUUAUGCAAAACUUCAGAGUUCUGGACGGACACAACCCCAACCAAAAGAUCAUCUUGGGUAUGGAUUUUAUGGAGAAAUUGGCUGAAUAUGACAAAACAGUAACAUUUGAUCUGAAAAAGAACAAGAGAACUGUCACCAUCGGAGACACCGAAUUGGACAUCAACAAUAUUGAACCACAAGAAAGCCAAGAAUAUCAAAAAGUGGUAACUACAAGUGAGACAAUUAUCCCAAAACGAUCAGAAUCGAUAAUUAGUGUGAAAGUUAAACCAACAAACCACAAGCAAACCACUGUCAUCAUCGAAGACGAUCACCAUCAGUCCAGAGAUAUAUACACCAUUGCAAGAUCAAUUGGAACAACCACCAAAGACGGUCAAACAGUACUUCGAAUUUGCAAUCCAUCAAAUAAAGAAAUAAAAUUCCACAAAGGCAAAACAAUCGCAAAGGCAACAAUUAUCGGAAGUUCCAGCACUGACAUCAAUGAAAUCCAAGAAGAAUCGGAAGUUGAUCUCGCAUUCAAAGAAACCCAAUGGUGGAGAAAACUUCCAAAAAUCAGUGAUCCAACAGAAAUAUUCAAUAUUCUCGAAAAAGUCGAUGUCGAAAGCGCUGAAUUGUCAUCAGAAAACAAGGAAAAGUUGCGCCAAUUAAUCCUGAACAAAGCCAAAGCGUUUACCGAUAAUUCGGAAACACUCGGAAGAUACACCGGCAACGUGAAACACAAAAUUCCACUGAUACCAGGAUACAAAAUCCCGAAGGGCAGAACACCGAGGAUUCCGCUGGCCAGGCGCGAAGAAAUUAGAAAGCAGAUUGAUAAGAUGAUCCAACAAGGCAUUAUUCGACCAUCGGACUCGCCAUUCAACAGUCCGCUGGUGUUAGUCAGAAAAAAGGAUAAUUCCUGGCGCUUUUGUCAAGAUUUUCGGCAACUCAAUGACAUCACAGUCCCAGCUUCCACUAUCCUACCACAUAUGAAUGAUAUUUUGGAUUUGAUCGGCAACAAAACAUGGUACACCACAUUGGAUCUCACAAGCGGCUACUACCAAAUACCACUCGAAGAGGACCACUGCGAGCGCACGGCCUUCAGCACGGCAUUCGGAACUUUCGAAUAUGUCCGAAUGCCGAUGGGCCUGCGCUACGCAGGGUCCACGUUUCAGAGGGUCAUGGACUCUUUGAUUCGAACAUGCAGAGCCACUUGUUCAGCUUAUCUGGAUGAUUUAAUCAUCGCAUCGGAUUCUGAAGAACAACAUCUCCAAGAUAUCGAGGAACUAUUGAACAAAAUCAUUCAAGCUGGACUGAAAAUAUCACCGAAGAAAGCAAAUUUGGCCAAGUCAAAAGUCGAAUUUUUGGGAGUCGUAUUGUCAAAGAAUGGUAUUCAACCAAGCUCGAAGAAAACACAAGCAAUUCGGGACUAUCCACCACCAACCAAUGAAAAUGAAGUGAGAAGAUUUAUGGGUAUGAUCAAUUUUUUUCGAAAAUUUAUCCCAAAAUGUGCACUUAUCGCGGCCCCCAUCAAUGAAUUAUUGAGAAAUGACAAAGAAUUUAUCUGGACAGAAGAAUGUCAAAACUCGUUUGAAACUUUGAAACAAAAAUUGAUGGAAGAACCUAUUUUGGCAACCCCAAUCCUUGGCGCCCCAUUCGAAGUGGAAGUAGAUGCUUCAAAACUUGGAGUCGGAGCAGUACUGUACCAAUGCCAACCUGGAAACCCAAAAGAUCGAAGAACGAUAAUGUACGCCUCCAAAAAGCAUAGCGCAACCGAACAACGAUACGCUGCUAUCGAAAUUGAAAGUGGAGGAAUGGUUUGGGCUCUUACUACUUUUCAACCAUAUAUUGAUGGAAGUGAAACUACGGUAUACACUGAUCAUAUGCCACUCAAAUCCAUCAUCACCAAUAAAACAACAUCAAAUCGUCUUCAAAAGUUCCAAAUAAGUUUGCAAAGUUUCAACAUCAAAAUACAGUACAAAAAGGGAUGCGAAAAUGUCGUCGCAGAUGCAUUAUCCCGAGGUUUCAGCGAACAAUCUCAUUCGGAAUCGUUUGAACACCAAGUCAACAUGAUUGAAGAAGAAGGAGUACACAAGAUCCUGAACCAAGAAGCCGUGCGAAAGGAACAAAAACAUCCAGAAAUUCUGAAACUCAUGGACGAAUGCCAAGAAGUUGACUACACCGGCGCAAAUGGAAAAAUCGAGGGUAUACUCUACAUGUUACCACUUCAAGAAACGGACAAUCCGAAAAUCAUUCUCCCAUCUGACUCAACCGUCGCCAGAAAAUUGAUUCAACUUAUACACAGAAGCAAAUACGAGGCGAGUCAUCAAGGAAUCCGAAAAACACUUCAUCGAGUCAAAGAUAUCAUAAAGACACCAAAUUUGCAACAACUCGUAACCGAAGAAAUCCGCCAGUGCCGAAACUGUCAACAAAAUAAGGAUCCACAUCAGUAUAGGAUAAUAACACCAUUGGGAACCACGGACAUCGUCAACACACCAUUUGAAAAAUGGAGUUCUGAUGUUCUGGGUCCGCUCCCGCUAACCAUCAACGGAAAUAGAUAUAUCAUCGUAUUUUGCUGCGCAUUCACCAAAUUGCUGGUCGCAGAAGCAUCUCCGGACAUCACAGCACGGACAACCGCAAAGGUUUUCAUGGAUCGGAUAUUUGCAAGAUUCGGAACGCCGCGAAUUGUUACCACCGAUAAAGGAAGUAAUUACACCAGCAAAGAAUUCAUCGCAAUGCUCGAACUACUGGGCGUGAAACACCAAACAUCUACACCCGCGCACCACCAGAGUAACGGCCAAGUUGAGAGAAACAAUCAAAGCUUGGAGCAAAUUCUGAGACAAAUGAUCAACAACAAAACAGAUUCAUGGGACGAAGAAUUACAGCUGGCUAUCUUUGCGUAUAAUUCUACAGUUCAAGCUUCAACCAAAUUCACGCCGAACGAACUCAUUUAUGGAAGAUCUCUUCCAUCACCUUGUUCAAUUGCAUUACAACAACCAGUGCGCAGAUAUUGCGACGAAGACGACUAUGUCGAAAGAAUCAAAGCGAACUUGCAGUUCACACACCGAGCGACACUUGAAAACAUCCAAAAAGCGCGAGAAUCUCAAAAACAGAACUAUACCAGGCACAAUCCUCCAACCGGCACAAUCAUCGCAAUCGGCGAUCAAGUGUUGGUACGAACGGCCAGAACAAAUAAGAUAUCAUCUCUGUUCUCAGAACCAAUGACCGUGGUUGCAACCACGAAGGAAAAUGUGACCGUCAAUCUACCCCGGACACAUAACACCAGAAAUAAAGAAGCCAAGACAUGGACCGUGCAUAAAGACCGAUGCAAGAAGUUUGUGCCUGACUCCAACUAAUGAAAGUCAGACCUCGUAGUUAUAAAGGAAGCUUAUAGAAAUCGCAUAGCAAAUGGCAUAAAUAGUAUAGUCUACAAACGAAAUGGAAAUGCUUAUCAUAAUAUUCUGAUCAACGAAAUCAAACCAAAAAUAUCCGAAUUUAUUUAUUAAUCAGUCAAUCAAGGCGCCAUUCUCAACCAGCAAAACAGCUUCGCCACUUUCUCGCCUUGGACCACAUUUGCCGCAGAUCGACAUCCAAACAUCAGGAAGACGCUUGCGCACAGCAAAGAUACCAAUCCCCAAGAGACACAGGACGACUGCUACAACUGAAAUCACACCUUCGGAAGCCAAAGACCAAAAGAAAAACUCACCAACAUAUGGCACCCAAUUCAAAGUUUCUGGUUCAAUUGGAGAAAAACAUCUCAAUGGUUCUCCUUCACUCAUCCGCACACAAUAUUCACCCAAAGAACAACGAGGUGCGCAGUAUUUGGAAGGAAAACGUCGUCCAAGCAUUCCGCCACUCAAACAAAACCAAUUGAGAAGGCAAGACAAAAGGAGAAUGAGUCAAACCAGAAAUGCAGAAAUCCAACUCCCACGUGCACGUCACGUCAAUUUAAUUUAUUUUCCAAACUCAACCCAACAAUUUUUCAAAAAAAAAAAAAAAAAAAAAAAAGGGGAGUGGGUGGAAAAUAACAGAGGGUGAUAAUCCAAUUUAUCUAACUCUUACUUCAGAAAUGACUCAAAACGUCGAGCUACUUGUGGGGACAAUGGAAGAACUGGCAGUCAAGCUGAUGAAUGCCCCAUUGAAAGAAAUUUCGAAAUUGGUGCGCCAGUUACCUGUUGGACCUGCUGCACGGAUUUGCCGCGCGGAAAUACAAAGGCGACGUCGGUUCAUCAAACGCUACCGAAAGCUGGACAGUGA
This is a messenger RNA of Caenorhabditis angaria, 10006 nucleotides long. NCBI's taxonomy places the organism in Eukaryota, Metazoa, Nematoda, Chromadorea, Rhabditida, Rhabditidae. The record is from the annotation of a GenBank genome assembly.